AUGGAUUGCACCGGAACAACAACUACAUCCUCCCGAGCCAUGCGCCGCUGGAGACGCGGGUUCGGAGGCGCUUGCGCCGUGCUGGCCGCCAACCUGGCCUUUGCCGGCCCAGGCGCCCCGCACGCCCCAAGCCGCACAAGCGCGGCGGAGCUGGCGGAGCUAGGGUGGGAGUAUGACCCAGAAAGCAUCGAGGCCUACUUCCAGCAAAGGCCCUGGCAGCUUGCAGAGCACGCGGGCGCAGUGGUGCAGGCGAACGGGGGAGAUUGA
Effrenium voratum is the source of this 267-nucleotide messenger RNA. The record is from the annotation of a GenBank genome assembly. NCBI's taxonomy places the organism in Eukaryota, Dinophyceae, Suessiales, Symbiodiniaceae.